UUAGGCGUGAUUAACGUUUUUAAGUGUUCCAAUUGCAAAAAUCUUUGCCCGUUCGCUUUGGAAGUGUUCCCAUUCCAUCAUUGAUAACAGUCCAAUUGUACCCAUCUGUUAUUUCUCGCUAAUGUUAUAAGCUUCAAGAAGAAACUCGACUCUUGUGUCCACCUGAAAUAUAGACAGGAAAAUGAUUGAGCUAACAGUGAGGACAUUGGAUUCCCAGAAUCACCAAUUCACAGUGGAAGAGGAUAUUACAGUUGCUCAGUUCAAAGAGAAAAUAGCAAGUACUGUGAACAUUCCAGCAGAGACCCAGCGCAUUAUAUACUGUGGGCGCGUUUUAAAUGAUGAAGCAAAGCUUAAUGAGUUUGAUGUUAAUGGAAAGGUUGUUCACUUGGUGGAGAGAGCUCCGCCAUCUGAAACGCAGCGCUCAAAUAACGUAAGUACUGCAAGUGCCCAAUCACCAAUGGGUAGAGGAAAUGCAAUGUAUAUUGGUUCCAUGCAGAUUCCGGUAGAGCCUUUCGAUAUAGUUUCGCCACCACCAUCACAAAGUCUGGCUGCAAGUAGACUGAAUGUGGCCAGAAGAAUGUUAAGAAGGGUGGAAGCUAUUCUGAACAUCUUAGAGAAUCCAACUGCACGCCCUGCAGAUGUUGUACCACCUGAAGAACCACAAGAGGAAGUCACUCCAGUUUUUGAAGCUAGAGUUAUUGUGCCCAGGGGCGACUCUGCACCAUUGGAAGAGACUUUAUUGGAAGCAGUUCAGGAAAAUUUAGCUCAAACUUCAGGAAGACCCACUGGAUCUGAGGAAGGUGCGCAGGCAGUGACAGCGUCAUCAGAUGCAGCAGCCGAUGCUAUGCAAUCUUCUAGUCCUGAAAUAUCUCCACAAGGCUCGACAGGAUCUUCAACGCCAGAUACAACACCUAUUUCUUCCUCUACUGAAGACUUGGCUGCUGAAGUAAACCGAGAGCCACAGAGCAGUACUACAAAUAAUACAACCAAUGCCAAUACCACUAAUACUGCAGAGCGCGCAUCACGACCUUCAGACAUGGUGGAACUUUUGGAUAGAUUGACUAGACUGCAAACGAGGUUUGCUCCAUUUUUGGAAAGGUAUCAAAACUUUAUGAGAGAAGAUGCAGUUGUUGAGCAACCGAACAUAAGACCAACCCAAUUGCUGAUCACUCGUGUUUCUGAAGUUUUCCACUUGUUGGGUCAUGCUUAUCACUCGCUUAGUGACAUAUUACUUAUGGUUAGAAAUCCUCCUCCUCGAUCUUUAUCUUGUAUUCCAAUACUAAUACAGCAUUCGGCAGUGUUGCAAGCCGGGUUUCCAAUACAGGUUGAGGCACAAAUUAAUUUUGGUCCUGAGAAUGCAAAUGAAAACAGUUCUACGCCGACGAGUACUACCAAUGGAAAUGCUACUACUGCAAAUGGUAAUGCUACUAAUGCGAAUGUAAAUGGACAGGCUACGACAACAACUCCUCCAUCGUCUGGUGGUGGUAAUGCUAGGCCGAAUAUAUCGAUAAAUCCGAAUAUACUGAGUUUCCAAACAAUCCCGAUCGGUAUUAGAACUAUGAGGUCUGCAAGCGGAGGCACCAAUAGGCAAACAGGUAACGCUCCAGCUGCCAAUGCUUCGAAUGCAGCUUCUAGUAAUAAUGGCUCAAAUCCCAAUGUGGAAUUGUUUAUGGAAGUUACUCCGGAUAGUAUUACAAUAGAUUCUUUAGCUACCACAUUGCUAGGUGGUUCCAAUCAAGGAGGAGAAGCUGGACGUGCAAAUCUCGCUGGAGCACCACCGCCGGAACUGUUUCAGACCUUCGUUCAGAUGGCAAACCAGUUUGUGAACCGCGGUACUAAUGUCGCGAACACCGCUCCUGCUUCCACGCAGCAAUCACAGACGACCAGCCCGCAAACUCCAGAAUCCGCUCUCAAUCAGAGCGGACAGAAUUCGCAGGCUCGAGGCAACACGCAAACCAAUCCCACUACAUCCACACAUACUCGCAGUACACCCAGACCUCACGUCCACUUAUCUCAGCAUGCCAUGCAGGGAUUCGACCCCUUCCUCCCCUGCAGUUCACAUCACAUCUCGCACCGACGAAGAGCUCAUCUUAGGAACCAGAGCAACAAUAAUAACGCCCGCGCCCAAACGAAUGGCAACACCAACAACAACUUUGGAAGAGUGUAUAACAUAGUUCAAGGCGUCUUGAGUUCGCUUCAGAAUAUGUACGAUAGACGUGCUUCCACAGGAUCCAAUGGAACACCACCUACAACAAGCGCGUCAACAGCAACACCCAACCAACCGAAUUUUCACCAGAUAUUUACAAAUCUCUCCAGCGCAUCCACUACCUUGCCAACCAACGGUGACGGAAGCCGAGGUCCAACACUUGCAGAUCUAUUAUCUGCCGAAUUUGUGCACGGAGAAGGAAUCUUCAAUGAUCUAUUAAUGUUCUUGUCGCAAAACUUGACAAUAGGCGACUUGGUGACUCUGAAUUCGGGCAGAGUCGAACCGUUCAUUCGUGUGCGCAAUGAGCUUCGUACGUUCGUAUUGGAUAGAAUUUUGGAAGGAUCUCCGACGCCCGACAAUCUUGAAAGGGGCGUGAACAAAUUGCUCGAAGAAAUGCAACCUUUCUUUGAUCAUUUGAGCCAGUUGCCUGUUCAAGGGGACAUCGACUUAGUCAGAUCAGUGAAAUUUUUAAUUGGCUCGAAAUUGCGAAACAUCAUUAUGCUCGCCGUAUCCAGAUCCUCGACCUCUGUAAAAUCGUUAUAUUUGAAGAUUCAGAUGUUGAUGCACCAUAUAUGCGCUUUGAUCCUACACGCUAGCAGUAAUGGUCAAAGAGGCGUCGAAGACCUCCUGAUGAGUAUACUGUCCCGGUACAUGGAAGGUUAUAUUCCGCAAGAUGUCGAGCAAUGGACAAUAUUAGCAGUUCGAACACAAUUGCAACAGUUUAUUACAAAUUUGCGCGUUCCUACCAGCUCAUUGCAGCAGUAUAUCAUUAGAAACGUUGAUUCAAUUACUGCUACCAAUGUGGAGCAAAUGGAAACAGAGGAGCAUGUAGAUCAGGCAAGCAGUUCGAGUGCGGUGCAAAUAAACUUGGGCGAUAGUCAAAAUGAGUUGCCUGCAGUCGAUGUAGGAUCGGAAUCUUGGCAUGGACAGGUUCCCAACGAUUGGGUGCCUAUUAUAAGCAGGGAUAGUCAAGGGCAGAGGCGGCAAAAUCCGCAAACGCCAUUAAGUGACGCUUAUUUAUCGGGAAUGCCCAGCAAGAGACGCAAGAUUGUAACUAGUCCAAAGCCACAGGGAAGCCUUCCGCAAGUAAUAGCAGAGAGCAUAAGGAGGGCUGUGGUAUCGACGGGAUUGUCUACCAUAAAUAACGUGGAAGAGGUAGCCCAGGAAGCAGGCGACGACCUUAACAUCCAAUCCGCUUACCGGGAACUGCUCAGGACCAGAGUACAAUCAAACAUACAGGAUAACGAGGACUUCACGCCGGAUCGAUUCCCGAACGCAUCCAACUAUUUUAACAAACAGCAGUAGAGAAAUGCGAUCGAAAUAUAUUUAUACAUAUUAGAACAUUUUUACAAUACGUUAUUCUUUUACUUUUUAAUUCGACGAUUGUUACAAUUUGUUUCAAAAAGGAAGAACGGAUGGAAAAAGGACAUGAAUACGAACGGUUGAGACGACUUAACGUGUUGUACCAGUGAUACAGAAGAAGGGUUUAUAAAGUUUCGCGUUUCGCAUAAUUUUCUUAUACAUUAUAAUUAUUUAUUUCAGCAGCUGUAUUUAAUUGAGUCGCGGACCUCGGAGGAGGCCGCUUCUAUAAUUACUCUCAUUUUGA
Messenger RNA from Nicrophorus vespilloides, 3812 nucleotides. RefSeq names its product large proline-rich protein BAG6. The record is from RefSeq and is a predicted model, not a curated record. Bases 182 to 3511 code for a protein of 1109 amino acids. Lineage: Eukaryota; Metazoa; Arthropoda; Insecta; Coleoptera; Silphidae. Gene Ontology annotation, cellular component: BAT3 complex. Gene Ontology annotation, molecular function: polyubiquitin modification-dependent protein binding; misfolded protein binding. The transcript has 14 exons.